Habropoda laboriosa is the source of this 1822-nucleotide messenger RNA. Its product is annotated as homeobox protein Hox-B1a. Lineage: Eukaryota; Metazoa; Arthropoda; Insecta; Hymenoptera; Apidae. Gene Ontology annotation, cellular component: nucleus. The transcript is spliced from 2 exons. Gene Ontology annotation, molecular function: RNA polymerase II cis-regulatory region sequence-specific DNA binding; DNA-binding transcription factor activity, RNA polymerase II-specific. The record is from RefSeq and is a predicted model, not a curated record. Bases 298 to 1737 code for a protein of 479 amino acids. Gene Ontology annotation, biological process: regulation of transcription by RNA polymerase II.
UGACAUCGUCGUGUGUUGUAUCAGUGUUCUAUCGAUCAUCUUUACAAACUUCACAGAGAGAUCGAAUAGUCGAGGAUCGUCGAGAAAAGUGCUGCACGGACCUUAAAGUGGUAGCGCAUGAUCGAAAUGUAAACUACAUUCGUCUUCGAUACAAUUCAACAGAGACACUACACUGUAUCUCCCUCCCUCUCUCUCUCUCCCACACGUAAGAUCCCCUCCGUAAGAGUGCAAGUAAAAGACUGGUGGCCAAGCAGGCAGCAGGUGGCCAAUUGAUGUAUUCGCCUCACCGCCACGAGGAUGAUGAUGAUGGACAUGGGCAUGUACGGAACCUACGGCAAGCCUGACUCAUACCCCAACUACGUGUGCACGGGUCAAGGGAAUCAUCAUCAUCAUCAGCCAGUGUCCGUCGGGGGACACGUGCCAGUACCAGCCUCGCCUGAGCUCGCUCCAGCUCACUAUUUCCCUCAGACCGCUGUCUCCCCGUAUUCCUCCUCUUCCUCGGAGAGUUUCCUCGCUGCAGAGUCUGCGACAUCCUCGGGCACACCUCCGCAAGGUUUCUAUUCACCGACGGCCGGAGUGUUGCACGAGGAUGGCACAACAACGGCGAUCAUCUCCUCGGAGAACGGUCUGAGCUACACGAACCUCGACUACGCGUCUUCUUCGUCGUCCUCGUACUCUGGUCAACAGCAUCAACACUCGAACGGCUCCCAUGGAUCGGUAGAUCCUCACCAGAGCUAUCACGUUCAGCAAUCGGCCUACAGAGACGAGCAUCAUCAUCACCAUCAUCCUGCUGCUCCUCCCACGGGAAACGGUCUUCAUCAGGGCUCGAUGGUGGCCCAUUCGAGGACCGACCACGAGCAACAGUUGCACCAUCAGUCUUCUAGUCAUCACCAUCAUCAUCACCAUCAUCACCACGAGCCUGAUUACCAGCUACCAGUCGCUGGUACCACCAACUACCUUCAUCAACUACCCGCCGCCGAAGAUUCGCUGCACUAUCACGCUCAGAUCAGACAGAACGAUUAUUCGGGACAUUCCACAGGUCACUACAAGGAGGAAAACCCCGAUCCAACUGGUUAUCACGUUCUCCAACAGUCUGGACACCCUCAACAUCCUCACCAGCACGCGCACGGACAUCAUCAUCAGCAGCAUCCGCACGGACAUCAUUCUCAGCCGCAACAACAGCAACAACAGCCACAUGUACCCACGUACAAGUGGAUGCAGGUGAAGAGGAACGUGCCGAAGCCCGUCGUAGCAAAGACAAAUCCAAGCGUGGGCGAAUUUGGCGGCAGCACAAUCGGUGGAGCGAGCGCGCCAUACGUUACCACGGCGAAUGGUCCCAUGAACUGCCUUACCGGCGGUCCAUUGGCCGGUAUUGCAGGAAGCUUCAACAAUACCGGCCGAACCAACUUCACGAACAAGCAGCUCACGGAACUCGAGAAAGAGUUUCACUUCAACAAGUACCUGACCAGAGCGAGACGCAUCGAAAUCGCAACAGCGUUACAACUAAACGAGACCCAAGUGAAAAUUUGGUUCCAAAACAGAAGGAUGAAACAAAAGAAGAGAAUGAAGGAAGGCCUGAUACCAACUGAGAAUACAAGCGUGACGUCACUAAGUGGUGCGAGGAGUUCGAGCAAUUCACCGACUAGUUCUUCGAGUCACGAAACUAGUGGUCUCGGUUUAUCUAGUUUUACGAACGACAAUAGUCGGGAAUCCCCACCCUCCUCCUCGAAAGAUUGACGCGUUUCUUGCUGCAGCAACGAUCGAAUCUAUGGUAUACGAUUUAACGACGAUUGGUAAAAAAAUGAAGAAACCUAAUUUUCAA